Molecule: messenger RNA, 798 nt
Organism: Sphenostylis stenocarpa
Lineage: Eukaryota; Viridiplantae; Streptophyta; Magnoliopsida; Fabales; Fabaceae
Source: the annotation of a GenBank genome assembly
AUGGGAGAUAGAGAGCUAGGAAAAGCUUGGGUAGUUGCCUCUAGUGACUAUGAGAAAUGGAGACAGAAAAGAGGGAUGUCACAACCAUCCACCUCACUCUCUACAUGUUCAAACAGUGAAGAACUUCAAAAUCAAGUCGAUGCCUUGACCCGGAGGAUAGAAAUCAUGGGAGCCCAGAUGAAGGCCCUUGAAGAAAGAGAGCAAGAAUCUAUCCUCACCAUAGAUGGUCUGCAGAGGCAAUGCAAGAAAAAGGAUCAUGAAAUAGAGCGCCUCAAGGAUCAGUGCGCUGACUCUAAUGAGCAAGCUAUCCGAGCAUCCAAAGCUGCUAAAACCAGCUCGGAUAGCCAACUCCAAGAAAUAACCGCCAAAUCAGCACAGCUUGAGGCCGAAUGCGCAAAACAGGCUCAGACGAUCAAGGACUUGUUACAAGAUCUCACAAGGACUUGGUCAGAAAUACGCCAAGAGCGAGAGGCCAACCGGAGACUCAACAAAAGUCUCACUGAUCUACGCUGCAAAGAAAGAGAUGGGCUAGCUCAGUACGUUCAAGUACUGCGAGAAAAAGAUCGAGUCCUUGCAAAGCUCGACGAGCUGCAAGCCUUGGUCGUCCAUCAAGAGGCGAAUAUCAAAGAGGUUCAAAAGUACAGUGAAGAUAUGAGCCAGGCGGUCCAGAAGCAAAGCGAAGCACUCGCUCGUCAUGUCUGGGAAGCCGAAAGGGAAUUACAUAAAGAUCAAGACCUUCCUGUGGGUUUCUUUAGGCUUUUCCGCUUUUGUCAAAAGUUGUUUCGUAGUAUGGAAUAG